GUUUUUGCGAUCAAGACUUGAAUUCCAGUAUGUAAUUAAAUCAAAACGAAAAUAUAUAAAAAUAAUUUUGAUAAAAUAGUAGAUCCUACUUUGUGAAUUAAUGCAUUGAUGUUAUAUAUCUCCAACUAUAGACUACAUACAAAAAUAUUCAUAAUUUCAAUAUCUAAAAAAUCAAACUUAAUUUCGUUUUGUCAUUAAUUACAUUCUUGAGAUGAAGAGAAAGAGCUGAAGUCACUGAAAAUUAUUAACAUGAUGCAUUUUUCUGGAAUUCGUUCAUUUUUGCCCGUCUUAGUGGGAAUUUGCCUGGGAUUUACAUUGAAUGUUAUGAUAGCUCCUUAUCUGGAUGAAACCUGUGAUCCUUCGAAUAUCAGUGAGGAGCAGCUAAUUAAAUUGAGGGAAACAAAGUCACUUCGUGCAGAGAAAGUCAGUAAAAAGGAGCAACCCGUCCUUAAACCAAAACAUUAUGACCUACCCCAGCCCAUAAAACAGGAGUAUGACCCAUAUAAAAAGCAUGUUCGACCUAGAUUUGUGGCCACAGAACUUGGAAUUCGUGAGAAGCUGUUUGUUGCUGUUUUAACAAGUCAAGAUACAGUGAACUCCUUUGCUCUCGCUGUAAACAAAACUACAGCACAUUAUGUCACGAAACAAAUGUACUUCAGUACCUCAAAAUCGGGGAAUGUGCCAGCAGGAAUGCCGAUUGUUAGCUUUACGGAUAAGAACAUUAGACAUUUACCGCUUCAUGUGCUAAAAUAUAUUUCCGAACAUUAUUCCCAUACAUAUGACUAUUACAUGUUUAUCACUGACAGGACGUACAUACGAGCUGAGAAGGUUUACGAGCUUGUCAGUCAUACAAGUAUUAGUGAGGACAUCUACAUUGGUGCUUCCAAUAUACAUGGUGAUGAUGGUGUCGAUAUGUGUUCUCUGGAAGGAGGGAUUAUAAUUUCACAGUCGGUCCUACAGAAGGUGAUUGCUGACUUGGAUUGGUGCCUUGUGAAUUCUCCAGAUUCCAACCCGAGUAUGACACUUGGACAUUGUAUUCAUCAUGCCACGAAGCUGCCAUGUAGUCAACAAGGAGGGGAUAAGGAAUACCGACAUUAUAGAGUAGAGGACUUUGAUUACGAUGAUGACAUUCCUAUGCUGAGGGAGGAUUGGCGCUUUAACUCGUCGAUUUCAAUUUAUCCAAUGCCCGAUGACCUGUCCCAUUUUAAAGUGCACAGAUACUUCUGCCAGAUGGAGUUGAAUUUGACAAGACAAGAAAUCAAUAAAGCCAAAGAAAACAUUAUACAUUUAAGUCACUAUACGGUGGAUGGCGUCAAUUCAUUAUCAUGGCCAAUAGGUACACCUGAAGCAACAAGACCCAAGAAGAGAUUCGACGUCAUCAGAUGGAGAUACUUCACAGAAUCGCACAUUUACUUUGAUGAUGACUUCACAAACAGAAGUCCUCUCACUGGAACGGAUAAACAGGAUGUUGAGGAGAUUCUAAAGACGGCCUUUAAGAAAGCCAACAAGCUGUACCACAACAGAUUCAGCAAAUAUCAACUCAUCAAUGGCUACCGGCGAUUUGAACCCUCGCGUGGUAUGGAAUACAAGUUGGACCUUCAGCUGAGAGACAAAGACACCAACAGUGAUGUGCAGAAGAGAUUUCACCUUUUACGACCUCUCAACAAACCAGAACUGGUUCCCAUGCCCUAUGUAACAGAGACCACCCAAGUGUUCAUUGUUCUCCCAAUUUUUCAAGAAGAUGUUGGAGAAGGAUUAAAAUUUUUAGGAGAAUUCCAGAGAACGGCCAUAGAAAACAAAGACAAUUCCGUCUUAUGCCUCUAUCUCCUGCACAGGAAAGAAAAAUUCACUACAGAUCCCUUCGUCAAUAUCAAGUCCUCAGUAGCUUCCAUUACCUCCCAACCAAAUGCGAACAACAAGAUCAUGAUGAAAAGCGUGGAAAUAAACUAUGCCACUAUAAAAGAAAUUGAGUUGUAUGAUGUGAUAAUAUCAGACUUCAGUACCAAUACACUGGUUUCUAUAGUAACUCCAGGUAUAGAACUCGAGCUGGACUACAUUAACAGAAUCCGAAUGAACACCAUCGCAGGGGUUCAGAUCUUCUAUCCUAUCUCCUACUGGCAGUACAAGCCUAACUUAGCUUAUGACCAGAAACCUUAUCCAGAUAUGGUAGAACUGAACCAGAAAUAUGGGCAUUUUGAUCCUCUCUCCUUCGUGGAUAGUUCAUUUUAUGUGUCAGAUUUUCAGAAAGCAAGGAGGUCCUUGACUGCUGUUGAGGUGAAAAGCUUCUCUUUGAUUAGCAUGUUCCUGAAAUAUCAGAAACUGCAUAUAUUUCGUGCUGCUGAGCCUUCCUUGAAAUACCGUUGGCAGAAUAUAACGUGCAAUAGAGUUAGUCUGCAGAGGGACCAUUGUCUAGAGAGGCAACAUCAGCAUCUGGCCACACGAGCACAGUUGGCCAAGCUAUUGUUUGAGUAUGGUGAAAUGGACGAAGAGAACGACGACAUUGUUGAGGUCCAGUUUGAUAAACCAUUUCCUGCAAAUACCUAAAAAUAAACGACUAAUUUCAGGAAGCUUGAAUGGAACAAAAAAUCGUGGUGGCAUAAUACUCAGUGAACUUAUUUUUGUUGCAAUUGAUGUACUGUUGGUGUGUAGUUUGAAUGGAUCACAGACAAAUUUAUACUACAUCCAGAUUGCCUUGGCUGUAUGCAAAUCUAAAUCUACAAAAUUCUGAUUUGUAGUUCAUAAUAGAAUAGUCUAUUGGACCCUAUUCUUAAGAUACAGGAACCUUUUUAGAAAAUGCUAUACCCAUCUGUCUUUCAACAUUUUUUUUGUAGUGAUCUGUUUAUAUCUCCAGUAUUUUUAUUCUAUAAACUUUGUCAGUGGAAGUUUGACCCCUACCAAAAGAAAAAAGAAGCUAGUUGAUUGUUCAUUUACUAUGCAACUACUGACAAUGAUGCAUAUUGAUUGGCUAGCAAGCUGGAGGUGAAAAAUCAUACAAUUGGCUGAAACAGGGUGUAAAAAUUCAUAUGACAUUGCCAUGAGUUCACAAGGUUAUGCUGUAACAGAGGCCUACUUCCUUCAUAUGCUGUUACAUUGCAUCUGUUUGAUAUGGGGAGUAAAUUUGUUUGUAAGGUUAUACAUGUAUAGGAAAUGAGUUGGUUAUAUGCCCUGAUGAGACCUAUGUAACUAGUAAGGGCAUUUCUGCAGAAACACACCUACAAAAUAACUACCAUUACUUGUUAAUCCAACUAGUCUGAUGAAAUCACUGGGGAAAACUUUGUACAAGUUACAAUGAAUUUAACGAUUAGUCCAAGCAAAACAAAUAUAUUACACGGAAACAGGAAUUCUGGUAGAUUAUUUUAUUAUUGCAAGGCUUUAUGGAAAGUAACUCCAAGUAGGAGGUUUAUCAACUAUUUGACAGUUAUGUUUAAUUAAGAGUCAGUCUUUAAGAGUAAACUUGUGAUCAAUACGUGGGGGAAAAAGCUAUAGAAACUGAAAUACAGUUGUGAUUAUUGUUAUUUAUAUUCACAAUUAUCGGUAAAGGGUACGCAGUCCAUACAGCUACCACCGAACACCGUAUUGAAGACAACAAAAAAACCCAGACAAAUUGUGUUUGCUUUGCGUCUGUCACAACAAAGCAGAUAUUUUGGAUUACAUUUAUUUUGUUCCAAAAUGUACAUCUUGUAAAUAGUUGAGACACUUGUAUGGAAAAAAAAUUCUUAUGUGAAACCUAGCUUAUUUAAAGAAUACUCAAAAUGAACUUCAGUGAAAUUUUUGUGCAAUCCCACCAUUCUAGGGGUCAGAAAAAUCAUGUUAUGUUUAUGUACAUAGGUCAGUGAUUAUCGUGAGCAGUGUUGGUACAUGUACAUGUCAAUUCGCAUUGAAUAUGAUUGUGAUAGGCCUGUUGGUGUGAUGUACAAUGGAUAUGCAUGUAAUUAGAAACUGAACUUCAUUGAUUGAAUGUCUGAAGUUUUAAAUUCCAAGAGAAUAUUGCAGAAAGCUUUUGUGAAUACAUGUAAGCCAUC
Molecule: messenger RNA, 4022 nt
Organism: Ostrea edulis (European flat oyster)
Lineage: Eukaryota; Metazoa; Mollusca; Bivalvia; Ostreida; Ostreidae
Product: chondroitin sulfate synthase 2-like
Exons: 6
Coding region: 250-2544 (764 amino acids)
Cellular component (GO): Golgi cisterna membrane
Molecular function (GO): glucuronosyl-N-acetylgalactosaminyl-proteoglycan 4-beta-N-acetylgalactosaminyltransferase activity
Source: RefSeq, a predicted model, not a curated record